This is a messenger RNA of Sinocyclocheilus anshuiensis, 7686 nucleotides long. Its product is annotated as tubby-related protein 4-like. Gene Ontology annotation, molecular function: protein binding. The coding region runs from base 656 to 5881 and encodes 1741 amino acids. The transcript is spliced from 14 exons. NCBI's taxonomy places the organism in Eukaryota, Metazoa, Chordata, Actinopteri, Cypriniformes, Cyprinidae. The record is from RefSeq and is a predicted model, not a curated record.
UGGUCACGUGGUGCUCACGUGACCCAGCGCAGGGCCCGGACAGCGGCAGAAUCAGAGACAGCAGCAGCUGAAAACCGCUCAUCUGACUCCCUCACGCGCAGAUAACGAGCAGAACCGCUCCGCUCGGGGUUCGGUAUCAUCCGCGGACCGGGUCCGUUCCUCCAGCUCAUCCAGUUCAUCCGGUUCUUGCGUUUUAAAGCGGGAAACCAGCGAGGAGCGCCUGAGGAAUCCCCGACGCUGAUUGGCCGGCGGCUCCUCUGAUGCGAUGACGUCACGGGCGGAGCCGAGCAGCUGCCAUGAGCGCGCGGAGAGGAGCGUUCCGUCCGUCGAUGACGUCACUGGGAGCGGGGCGCCGGCCGUAAUGACGUCAUGAGGCUAAGUCCCCAGCCUCAAGGAGGAGAAGGUUUCCUGUGACUUGGAUAUUUGCGCCUCUUUGGUGAAUUCCGUCCUCGAUAUUCCCCGGAAAGGCACGGGUUGUGUGUCCGCUGGUCGGCGUGAUGUAAUUUAUGUGCCUUGCUGGUCUUUUUAUGCAGUACUUUUGGGCCGGAAGUGUUUGUGAAGCAGCGGCCGCUCUCACCUGGACCCCAGGGACCCGCCGGUGAGCCGGGUGACUCUGUGGAUUUGCGUGCAGCCGCUCGCGGAGCCUCGGGUCGGCAUGUUCGCGGCGGUGGAGCUUGGGCCCGUCCUCUGCAGCGACUCCAGCAUCCUGUGCCUGUCCUGGAAGGGCCGCGUGCCCCGCAGCGAGAAGGAGAAGCCCGUGUGCAGGAGGCGCUGCUAUGAGGAGGGCUGGCUGGCCGCGGGGAACGGCCGGGGAGUCGUGGGCGUCACCUUCACCUCCAGCCACGGCAGGAGAGACCGGCCCUCCCCGCAGCGCAUCAACUUCAACCUCCGGGGACACAACAGUGAGGUGGUGUUGGUGCGAUGGAACGAGCCCUUCCAGAAGCUGGCGACCUGCGACACCGACGGCGGGAUCUUCGUCUGGAUCCAGUAUGAGGGCCGCUGGUCAGUGGAGCUGGUCAAUGACCGCGGAGCUCAGGUGAGCGACUUCACCUGGUCUCACGACGGCAUGCAGGCGCUGAUCUCGUACCGCGAUGGCUUCGUGCUGGUGGGCUCGGUGAGCGGUCAGCGCCACUGGUCCUCGGAGAUCAACCUGGAGAGUCAGAUCACCUGUGGGAUCUGGACCCCCGACGACCAGCAGGUGUUGUUUGGCACAGCGGACGGGCAGGUGAUCGUCAUGGACUGUCACGGCCGGAUGCUGGCUCAUAUACUGCUGCACGAGGCGGAGGGCAUCGCUAGCAUGGCCUGGAAUUACCCCAGCUUUCUGCUGGAGGACAGCAGCGAGAGCGACACAGACUCGGACGAUUACACGCCUCUGCAGGUGCACCGUCUGAAGCCGCUGUUGACCGUCUGCUUCACGUCUGGAGACGUCAGUUUGAUGAGCAACUACGAUGACCUCUCGCCCACAUUAAUACGCACCGGCCUCAAAGAUGUGGUGGUGCAGUGGUGCUCUCAGGGCGACCUGCUGGCUGUUGCUGGGAUGGAGAGACUCGUGAUGAACUCUGACCCCACCCAAGCCACCCGAAACGCCAUUGUUAAGUUUUAUAAUGUUUGCGGUGAGCACAUUUACUCACUGGAGACACCUGCUCAGAGGCCGAUCAGUACGCUGUGCUGGGGCCAUCGGGACUCGCGUCUGUUCCUCGCCAGCGGCCCGGUGCUGUACGUGCUUCGUGUCGAGCAUCGGGUCGCCAGCCUGCAGCUGCUGUGCCGACAGGUGAUCGCCAGCGCGGUACACGAGGAGAAAGAUGUGGCCAAGCUCAGCAUGCCCUCUCGUCUGAGCACAUACGUGUCCUCUGCCUUCGCUUCUACCAUUAAGCCCCCCAUUCCAGAUCCCAACAACAUGCGGGACUUUGUUAGUUAUCCGACAUCAGGUAACGAGCGUCUGCACUGCACCAUGAAGCGCACCGAGGACAACCCUGAGGUCGGCGGCCCUUGCUACACCUUAUACCUGGAGUAUCUGGGGGGGCUUGUGCCUAUUCUGAAAGGCCGUAGGAUUAGCAAACUUCGCCCAGAAUUUGUCAUCAUGGACCCAAAGACUGAUGGGAAAGCAGAUGAAGUCUAUGGCAACAGCUUCAUCCCCUCUGUGAUUGACAGCUGCAAUUGCUCAGACUCUAGUGACAUUGAGCUCAAUGAUGACUGGGUUGGAAAGAAAUCACCAAAGAUCUCCAGAGGGAGCAAGUCUCCCAAACUUCCCAGAGACUUAGUGUGUCCCUUUACCAACAGGAUAAAUAUAGAUCCCCGUAAGUCCCCCAAGCUCUCCCGUACCGCACAGGAAAUAUCGCGAUCGCCUCGGUUACCCAUUCGCAAGCCCUCCAUUGGCUCUCCGAGUCUGACUCGGCGGGAGUUUCCGCUCGAUGACAUCACACAGCACAAUUAUCUUGCGCAAGUUACAUCUAACAUAUGGGGAACAAAGUUCAAAAUUGUGGGGCUUGCAGCAUUUUUGCCAACAAAUCUUGGUGCAGUUAUCUACAAGACAAGUCUGCUUCACCUCCAGCCCAGACAGAUGACCAUCUACCUCCCUGAGGUGAGGAAGAUCUCAGUGGAAUACAUUAACCUACCUAUGUUUAGUCCUAAUGUCUUCAGUGAGGAUGAGGAUGACCUGCCUGUCACAGGAGCAUCAGGAAUCACUGAUGAUAAUCCACCUUGCACUGUCAACAUACCCAUUGCCCCCAUACACAGCCCCGCGCAAGCCAUGUCCCCAACCCAGAGCAUCGGCCUUGUCCAAUCCCUACUAGCCAAUCAAAACGUCCAGUUGGAUGUGUUGUCUAAUCCAACAUUGACUGUGGCACCACCUGGGGUGUCUGACCAAGGACAGCAGGACACUGUGCUCACGGCACAGUACACCGUUCCUGCCAGGUAUUCUAGUCCUGGACAGGUAAUCUUUGGAGGUAUGGAAGUUGGUCGGCUUUUAGUUGCGCAAUCCCAACAACAACAGCAGCAGCAGCAGCAACAACAACAGCAGCUGCAACAACAUUAUCAACCGCAGCAGCAGCAUCAACAGCUACAGCAACAGCUUCAACAAUAUCAGCUGCAGCAUCAACAGUUGUUGCAGCAUCAGCACAUGCAGCAACAGCAGCAGCAACACAUGCAACAGCAGAUCCAACAGAUGCAGCAGCAACAGCAAAUGCAGCAACAGCUUCAGCAUCAAAUCCAACAGCAGCAUCUGCAAAUGCAACUGCAGCUGCAGCACCAGCAAAUGCAGCAGCAGUUGCAACAGCAGCAUCAGAUCCAAAUCCCUGUUCCAGCUUUGCCCUCAGGUCAACCGUCAUGCCCGGUCAUUCAACUUCCGCAGAGUACCAUCCCGGACGUUCCCCCAACAGUAGAGCACGUCGCGGAGCGUGGGGAACAUGAGCUCCUGCUUAAAAUUAAAACCACUCGGCCUGCCCCACAAAUGGCUGAGGGUGAUGCAGUAGUUUUUACUGCCCCUCUUGGGAUUAGCAAAAUGAACCCUCCCCCUCCUUACCCUGGCACAGUUGCCGCAGCAAUGGCAGCUGCCACAGUCGCAGUUUCAGCUGCUGCUUCUACGAAUUCCACCUCUGGGGCAACAGGAAGCAGCUCUAGCACUUCAUCCUCAGGGGAAGCUUGUGUAAAGAAAGGGGAUCUGACCUUGUAUCCACCUGGUGCGCAGGCAGCUCAGUACCCAACCCCACUGGGCUACGAACGCAUCACCACAUUUGACAGCAGCGGAAAUGUGGAGGAGGUGUGUCGUCCCCGCUCGCGACUUGUUUGCAACCAGAAUGUUUACACGCUGCAGGGCCCGGGAAGCUCCGCCACCCUCAGGGUCUCAUCAUCUUCCUCUGCUGUGGAGGGGAAGAAGGUGCAGUUGCCCUAUGCCUCAGCCACGUUGAACCGUCUCACUGUGCCACGGUACUCUAUACCCAGUGGGGACCCGCCCCCUUACCCUGACACAGCCAAUCAGGUUGGAGCAGGGCGGAACCCUGGCCAGAGAUUGGACAGCAGCUUGAUUCACGCUACCAUGAGGCGGAACAGUCGGGAAGCUGCGCUGAAGGUUUCUCAGAUGCUGGAUCCACAGAGGACCCUACCCUCCAAGGCCAAAGCCAGUACUUUGUCUGCUUCCUACCAGCCGAGAGGGCCAACAGCUCUUUAUACAUGCAGUCAGUGCAGUAGUAACGGUGGGGUCAGCUCUGGGGCCACCAGCAGUGGAAGUAAUGGAAUAGCUGGGGGGACAAUCAUUAGGCAAGAUUUCCCACCAACCGGAGGUGGUGCACCUCACAGCACUGUUAUAGUGCACUCCAACAGUGCCUCGCCUCUGCCUUCCCAGUCCUCCUACAGCCUACUCGGUAUGGAUGGCACCGGUGGAGUGGCUAGUGGAGGUGAAAACAGGGAAAGGGCUGACUAUAUCAACUCUGCCUUUACAGAGGAUGAGGCAUUAAAUCAGUCUUUGUGGCAAAUGGCUCUUAAUACGGAGGUUGUGAGUUUGACAGUCAAACGGCCACCGCCGUAUCAAUGGGAUCCGUCUGCUACUGAAGAGAUCUGGGUUCCACAAGAGCGUACUGCUACUCUGCCCACCUCUGGACCUCCUGCAUCCCACAAACCUCCCCCACUCAUCCUCAGCCCUGCACAGCAUCUGGACGUCUCCUGUCUUCCAUUUGUCCUCUCGCCUAAAUCUCCCACAAGUCCUAACGCCACAACUUUCCAACCAGCAGGAGCAUACCAGAUUGCUCUGCCCUAUCCACCAAGUGCAGCCUACAGUGGUUCCGUGCAAGCUUCUCCACGUCCCACCUCUCCCAAAGAGGUGGUUACUCCUCUUCCUUUUUCCCAGCAGGACCAAGCAGUGGUCAUCCCACCUGGUUAUCCUCCCAAUUUGCCCAACCUUGCUUGCUGCCCCCUCCCACCAAUGUACCCUGGGACAGCUUCUUGUUCUAGUCUGCCUAUGACUCCCAUUCCUCUUCAUCCAUGGGGUUCUUACAAUCCCUGUCCACCCAUGCCAAGCCCCCCAGGUCCUGCCCCAUCCCUUCCACCAAAGACCUCGCACAUGCAGGAUAAGACUGUUCUUUCUCCUCCCCCCCAACCACCCCCUCUUCCUACGCCACCUCCAGACCACCAGAAUGCGGUCAGUCCCCCAGAGGCUAUCGCCGAAGCUGGGGAAGGCUUUCAGGAGGUGCUGUCACUGAACGAAAGCCCGGUUCCUCAAAGAGCAGACAGGUUUGGCAAGAAGAACCGAAAGCGUUUGGACAACAGUCGGGCGGAUGAAGCCAAUGUUCCAGCAAUCACAGAAGGGGGCAACAAGUCCAAAAAAGAGGGCCGUGCCCUCAGUGACUUCAACUCCCUCAUCUCCAGUCCGAGGUUAGGUGGACGAGACAAGAAGAAACCGAAAGGCCAGAAAGAGCAGCUGAAAGCCAAAAAGCUAAGCAAGGCCACCACAAACGAGUUCCAGGACAGCUCCGAGAGCGAGCCAGAGCUCUUCAUCAGUGGCGACGAGCUGAUGAACCAGAGCCAAAGCGGUAAAAAGAGCUGGAAAUCAAAAAGGAACUUGCGGGCGGGAGGCUGCGAGCUGGACGAAAUCAAAUGCCGAAAGGCUAACGAGAAAGAAGACCGUGGCCUCGGCAGCCAAGGGUUCGUCUACAUCAUGGCCAACAAACAGCCUCUUUGGAACGAAGCCACGCAGGUCUACCAGCUGGACUUUGGAGGAAGAGUCACGCAGGAAUCUGCAAAGAACUUCCAGAUUGAGCUCGAGGGGAGACAGGUGAUGCAAUUCGGAAGGAUUGAUGGGAAUGCAUACAUCUUGGACUUUCAGUACCCCUUCUCAGCUGUGCAGGCUUUUGCUGUAGCACUUGCUAAUGUCACCCAGCGCCUCAAGUGAUCGACUGGACUGGAACAUUUUAGCCAGUUAUACCAAUUCUUUCUUUGCUCUCUGUUGUCCGUUUAAGCAUUUUUUCCCAGUUUAAGAUGCAGUACUAAUACUUGAAAACUACAUCUGGGAAGCCACAUUUUCCGAGUGUUAGAGGUACUACUGGGCACUGAAAUCAAUUGCUGUAGAACAUACUGUCAUUACUAAUUAAUUUGUUUUUGCAUAAGAUACUAAUGUUUGUCACACUUUGAGGACGUUAUAUCUAAACUCACUUCCAGGGACUUUACCCUUGUAGUUCAACAGCUAGCAUCUGAUUAGAUGCUUUUGGCUUGCAGUCAUAAAAAUGUAUUUUAUUAAGAAAUAGUUAGACUGAAUAUACAGUACACUCUUGGUAUUUCUGUUAGGAUGGACUUGCUUUAGCAGACCGAAAAAGCUUAACGGUAAAACCAUUGAUGCUGUAUUCAUUAGCACUUAGAUGUUUUUAAUGAUUAAUUCCUCUUGAAUGUUUGUUUGUUUGUUCAUCCACACUUUAUUAGUGCGUUUUGCAUUUGUUUGUUUGUUUAACUGUCUUAUACAUUCUGAUUGUGCAUCUCUUUCCUGCUGCGAAACAGGAAGUGAAGUGCCAAUCAGUACUCAUGCCCCCCCACCACCACCACCACCAAAAAAUGAAGUGACUGCCCCCUGCUGAUGCUUCUGUGAAGUGAUUUUGUGUAAUGGCUCUCAAGCCACAUUUAGUCCACCUCGACAUGCGCAAACAGGAGAUAUUUUUCUACCGUGCUUCAACAAUGUCAUACCUUUUAAUUUUUUUGAAAAUGAUGUUUGUGACACGUUUUGUUGUCAGUGCUAAGAAUAUCACCGUGUAAUUCAGAAAUUCGGCAGUAGGUUUGCGAGGAACAGCAGUGAGGAUUACGAUUCUCUUAUGAAUAUAGCAGCAUGCGUAACGUUUUCUUUUUAUUUGAUUUGACUGAUACCAAUAAAACAAGCAAGCAAAACGGCAUGAAUAGACAAGUCCCAGAUCAGAAGAGAGUGAAUUUAAAGGCCUGCAACAGUAAUCAUUACAUUUCGUUUUUAGUGGUUCAGUGUUUUCGACAGUAUUGGUGAUCGGAAACCAUUGCAGCAUAAAAACACGUUUGUGUGCAUGUGUGUCUGUCUUAUGUCUUUUGUAAAGAGUGAUCCAAACACAAACGGUGUUUUGUUUCAUGCGGAGAAUCCCCUGAUGGUGAUUCCAGAAAAAGUAGUCGAUGUUCUUAACGGAAGAGUUUGUUUAUUUAUUUAUUUAUGUCUUGUUUGUGCAAUAUUGUGCUUUCUCUACCGUCGGAUUUCUGCCAUUUAAUCCACCUUUAGUAAGUGUGAGCGUUAUUGGUGUACAAACGGUUCUUCAGCUGGUGUCGUGUAUAUAACGUGGAUGGCGCUGAAGCGGUGUUUGUGGAUGAGGAUUGGACGGCGGUGGGUUUUGGAGUCGAAACCAGAACACAGUUUUAGAGCUUCGUGCUUUAACCUUUGCAUCACCUGCUCCAUCCGAUGCGCGUCUUAUACGUGUUCUGAUUCGACUGGUGAGCUUUAUUGGACUUUAUUGUUAUUUGAAAUGUGCUUGGUAUUUGUAGGAAUAGGUCAGUGCUUUGGAGAAGGAAAAACGUGACUUUGGUGAGCGAAUGUUUGUAUUGAAGGGCACAGAGGCAUGCUGGGUAAAUGAUAUUACUUGUUUUUUAAGGAACGUGUUUGUUUUGGAAGAGGUGAGCAUGGAAUGGCUUUGGAACUGAAGAUGCACGCCACGGUUCGUUAUAAUUGCAAUACAUUUUGGAUUCACGUUUGCUUUA